Molecule: messenger RNA, 483 nt
Organism: Tetrahymena thermophila SB210
Lineage: Eukaryota; Ciliophora; Oligohymenophorea; Hymenostomatida; Tetrahymenidae
Exons: 1
Source: RefSeq, a predicted model, not a curated record
AUGAGUAAUAAACAUAAUGUUUACCAUUAAAGCUAAUAAAAAAGUAAGAAUAUUUAGUAGCACAGUAAUUAGUUUUAAAAGCAUAGUCAAAACCAUACUUAUGAAUAGAUGAUUAAAUUAUCUUCUACUGCAAAAUACUACAAAUGCAACAAAGAUGAAAUAGAUAUAAAUGCACAACCAUUAUAUAAUUCAUAAAAUAAUCCUAAUAUAGAUCAUCAAGUAUUAUUUGCUUCAUUAAAGAUUCAUAGUUCAUAGUAGUAAUCUGGAAACCAAACUCCUAAAAUACCUAAGCUAAAUCUAAAUAGUUAAACAAAGGUUAUUCCUAACGUUUCUUUUGGAUAUCCUAGAUUAUACGAAGAUAAAAAGUAAUAUUUCACCAGAUAAUCAGCAAUAGUAUAAAAUAACCCAGCAUAUUAACAAUAUUAUAAAAAUUAUGUAAAUGAUAAUUUUUAAGUGAAUGAAUACUUUUAAGCAAGCUAAUGA